Colletotrichum destructivum is the source of this 1551-nucleotide messenger RNA. RefSeq names its product Putative major facilitator superfamily, MFS transporter superfamily. Bases 1 to 1551 code for a protein of 516 amino acids. Gene Ontology annotation, cellular component: membrane. Gene Ontology annotation, molecular function: transmembrane transporter activity. The transcript is spliced from 4 exons. NCBI's taxonomy places the organism in Eukaryota, Fungi, Ascomycota, Sordariomycetes, Glomerellales, Glomerellaceae. Gene Ontology annotation, biological process: transmembrane transport. The record is from RefSeq and is a predicted model, not a curated record.
AUGGCUACCGGCAACAGCAAGAGCUCUCCGCCCCCAGUCUCGAGAGACGACAAGAACGAUGCGCCUGUCUACGAAGAAAAGACUGGAGUUGCUCUUGAGCACACGGACCAGGCGUCUGACGAGGAAAAGCACCCGCAACAUCUGCCCUCCGUGACGGCGCCUAUCGAGGCGCUUGGUCUCGAAGACUGGCAAGGGUUAGAAAAGAAGCUCGUCAGACGUCUCGACAUGACUCUGAUGCCCAUGUUAUGGGUUCUCUAUCUGUUCAAUUAUUUGGACAGAGCAUCGAUCUCUCAAGCACGCCUUAGCAGUUUUGAGGCCGACCUGGGACUCACCGACACCCAAUUUGCCACGGCCGUUGCCGUUCUGGUUCCUGGCUACGUGGCCGCGCAAAUUCCAUCCAACAUGAUACUGCCUUAUGUUCGCCCCAGUCUGUAUCUCCCAUGCUGCGCGUUGGUCUGGUCGGGAGUUUCUGCUGCCACGGCCGGCGUCAAGAACUACAAUGGGCUUGUGGCCUGCAGAGUUAUGCUCGGAUUGUGUGAAGCCCCUCUUCUACCAGGUGCCAUCUACAUUAUGUCAUGCUGGUACACCAGGAAGGAGAUCGCUCUGAGGACCGCUAUCCUUUACACUGGUCUGGUCCUUGCCAUGGCCAGCUCCGGUCUUAUCGCAGCAGGUGUUUACUCGGGGCUCGAGGGCGUCAGAGGCAUGGCCGGCUGGCAAUGGCUCUUUGUAGUUCUCGCUCUUGCAGGCUCUUGCUGUGCCAUUGUCGCCCUGGUGUUGCUUCCUGACUACCCUCAUUCCAAGACAGGUUCCGCCAGGUGGGCAAUGACCGAGGAUAUGCGGCGCCUCGCGGUCGCGCGUAUCCAAGCCGACAGGGUCUCCCUGCCCGAGGCCAAGAGCAAUAGCAUCUGGUACGGCCUCAAGCUUACUUGCAUGGACUACAAGACCUGGAUCUUUGUCGCCAUCAACAUUUCCAUCUCUGCGGCCUACGGCUUCCUCAACUUCUUCCCCUCGAUUGUCCGCGGAUUCGGCUUCGAGUCAAGGACCACGACACUUCUCCUGACGGCUCCUCCUUACGUCUUCGCCGCGGUCGCAUCGUUGUGCAACGCGCGCAGCUCAGACCACUUCAAGGAGCGCGGCUACCAUAUGAUAGGACCUGUAGCCAUUGCUAUAAUGGGGUACAUCGUCUGCACAGCUACGGGUAACGUCCCGGCCAGAUACGCCGCCUCCUUUCUAUACAUUGGCGGUAUGUUUGCCGCCAACCCUUUGAUCAACACCUGGCUUGUCGGUACCUUGGGCCGAACCCCCGAGAAGCGUGCAACGGCCAUCCCCGUUAUCAACGUACUUGGUCAAAUCGGCAAUGUCAUCGCACCUUACUUCUUUCCAGACAGGGACGAGCCGAGAUACCUCAUGGCAUUUCUUCUCAUGAUGGGCUUUGCAGCUCUCGGCAUUGCUUGCUGCUUCCUCUUGAAGUUUAUCUUGAUCAGGUCAAACAAGAAGCUGUGGGCCAAAGCGCAAGAAGAGGGCACCGUGUACAACCCUUAUACUCUUUAA